Messenger RNA from Symphalangus syndactylus (siamang), 2978 nucleotides. RefSeq names its product potassium inwardly rectifying channel subfamily J member 13 (gene KCNJ13). Gene Ontology annotation, molecular function: inward rectifier potassium channel activity. The record is from RefSeq and is a predicted model, not a curated record. Gene Ontology annotation, biological process: regulation of monoatomic ion transmembrane transport; potassium ion import across plasma membrane. Gene Ontology annotation, cellular component: plasma membrane. Lineage: Eukaryota; Metazoa; Chordata; Mammalia; Primates; Hylobatidae.
CAUUAUAAACAGAGGAAUGUAAGCUGUAAAACCAGUCCAAGAAGAGAACCUACAAACUAGACUUGUAGAUUAAAAUUAUCUGAUCAAAAAGGCAGACUCUGUAAAUUUCCUUAAGACCUACCUUGGCGUAAAGGCUGACCCAGCAAAAGAACUGAGAAAUACAGCCUGAGAUGGACAGCAGUAAUUGCAAAGUUAUUGCUCCUCUCCUAAGUCAAAGAUACCGGAGGAUGGUCACCAAGGAUGGCCACAGCACACUUCAAAUGGAUGGCGCUCAAAGAGGUCUUGCAUAUCUUCGAGAUGCUUGGGGAAUCCUAAUGGACAUGCGCUGGCGUUGGAUGAUGUUGGUCUUUUCUGCUUCUUUUGUUGUCCACUGGCUUGUCUUUGCAGUGCUCUGGUAUGUUCUGGCUGAGAUGAAUGGUGAUCUGGAACUAGAUCAUGAUGCCCCACCUGAAAACCACACUAUCUGUGUCAAGUAUAUCACCAGUUUCACAGCUGCAUUCUCCUUCUCCCUGGAGACACAACUCACAAUUGGUUAUGGUACCAUGUUCCCCAGUGGUGACUGUCCAAGUGCAAUCGCCUUACUUGCCAUACAAAUGCUCCUAGGCCUCAUGCUAGAGGCUUUUAUCACAGGUGCCUUUGUGGCGAAGAUUGCCCGGCCAAAAAAUCGAGCUUUUUCAAUUCGCUUUACUGACAUAGCAGUAGUAGCUCACAUGGAUGGCAAACCUAAUCUUAUCUUCCAAGUGGCCAACACCCGACCUAGCCCUCUAACCAGUGUCCGGGUCUCAGCUGUACUCUAUCAGGAAAGAGAAAAUGGCAAACUCUACCAGACCAGUGUGGAUUUCCACCUUGAUGACAUCAGUUCUGAGGAAUGUCCAUUCUUUAUCUUUCCACUAACCUACUAUCACUCCAUUACACCAUCAAGUCCUCUGGCUACUCUGCUCCAGCAUGAAAAUCCUUCUCACUUUGAAUUAGUUGUAUCCCUUUCAGCAAUGCAGGAGGGCACUGGAGAAAUAUGCCAAAGGAGGACAUCCUACCUACCCUCUGAAAUCAUGUUACAUCACUGUUUUGCAUCUCUGUUGACCCGAGGUUCCAAAGGUGAAUAUCAAAUCAAGAUGGAGAAUUUUGACAAGACUGUCCCUGAAUUUCCAACUCCUCUGGUUUCUAAAAGCCUAAACAGGACUGACCUGGAUAUCCACAUCAAUGGACAAAGCAUUGACAAUUUUCAGAUCUCUGAAACAGGACUGACAGAAUAAGACUUAUCCAUUUUUUAAUGUAUUAAAUACACCCAGCCAGUUAUGCAGCUACUUUUUCUUUACUGUAUCUCAUGUUUUCUUUUUUCAAUGCUAAUUAUAGCUCUCUACAUCACGGUAAUCAUGCCUACGCCCACAUAAAAAUGGCUGAGCUAACAAUACACAUUCUGGAAACAUAACACUCUACAUUACAAAGUUUGUUACCUGCUGAAAUCAAUGUAACUCAACUUGACAGACACUUAUACAGAAAUGUUGCUGGUGAAUUUAUAAGAAUGUGGUACGAUACUAGUAAUGAAGGCAAAAUGGACAGUGAAGUUUAACACAACUGAACUCUAAGAAAAUCAACCAUUCUCUCAUUUUCAUCUGCAAAUUGAAGCAACAGUUUAGUUUCAAACCUAGCUCCCUGGGUAGAAUGAUGACUUCACCAUACUUAGUGAACACCCUUUAAGAGCUGGGAUUUUUUUCAAGACAACAAAGAUCACUCAUUUGGUUCUUUCUACUAUGAAACUUAAGUAAGUAUUACCUCCUUAAUUUUUAACAACUAAGAACAAAAAUUAACGAGAAAAAUAACAAAGUACAGAUUUAUACAUAAACCUAAAAGCAUUUGAACAUGACACCCGAACACAUACAUAUAUGUUCACUUAUUUGUGGCAGAAGGUGAUCAGAUAAGAUAAGCUCCGCCCAAAUGGAACCUGCAGGGUGGUAUUUUGCAUCGCAAGGAGACGCAAAAUUUUAUUUUAAAACUGUCCCCCAUAAUAAUCAAACAGUGAUUCAUCUAAAUGACUUCUAGCAACCUAAGUAAAAACAUUCCCCUCCUAUGUAUGAUUCAUUUGAUCAUAGAAAACAUCAUGAUGGCUCUAAUUCAUAAAUACAAAAAUAUAUUUAAGUCUUUAUGGAUACAAAGCUUUACUUAGAUAUAACUUGAGUGAGUAGGGAAAAAAAUCUACAGUAGAUAAAGCAAAAGAUAAUUAGGCAACAAAGCAUUUUCAAACCCAAAUUCCUGUUUCCAACUUCAAAUAGUUUUUUCUAUAAACACAAAAUCAGUGUUUAUUCACCAGUAGGAGGUUGGACUAGAUGAACUCUAUUAUUUCUUUCUAAAUCUAAUACUCCAUAAAAAUUAUGUUUCCUCUGUUUCAUUUUUUAUUUUAUCUAUGCUAAAAUGAGCCCUUUCCCUUAUGUCCAGUUUAAGAUGAUCAUUUGCAUGAUUUUCAUUUCAAUAAAAAAAAGAGAAACUGUCCUUAAACAAAACAAAAACCAAAAAAGUCACCCUAUCAGGUUUCAAACAGAUUUGUGGCUGUUCUUUUCUGAAAUUUCCCUUAUUCAGGUUUCUGUGGGAAAAAUGAAAGAUUAACCUUCCCCACUGGUGAUGACCUAGGCAGGAAUCAUCUCUUGAAAUAAAUACUAGCUGAGUAAAGGCAAGCAGGUGUGAAGAGCAGGGCUCAGCAGCAAGUCACAUUUUUCUACUAUUUGACCAAAAGGAAAAGAAAAUAAAGAAGAACUCUGGAGUGGUCUAAGACUGAUAAUAUCAGAAUAUCAAGAACACAGAAACUUAAUUAUUGUGAACUUUUGCUGUUUGAAAAUCUUAGACAUUCAUUCUUAAGUAGAAAUCAGACCAACAGAUUUUCCCAACCCAAGACUAUUGUAACACAUAAAGACAGCAACAAUUCUUAUUUCUAUAAUAAAUUAACAAGAUUCACCUAACCUGUGAAAAUAAAGUAGUAUUGAAGA